Molecule: messenger RNA, 832 nt
Organism: Vigna umbellata (rice bean)
Lineage: Eukaryota; Viridiplantae; Streptophyta; Magnoliopsida; Fabales; Fabaceae
Product: putative expansin-B2
Biological process (GO): sexual reproduction
Cellular component (GO): extracellular region
Source: RefSeq, a predicted model, not a curated record
UUCCCAAGAUCUGUUAUUUAGAAAUCGCAUCAUGCAAGUUCUUAGUUACAUUUCUUUCGUUGUAACAUUCUGUUCUCUGCUCCUAAACCCUAGCCAUGGUCUCAAUCUCAAAUUAUUUAAUAUAUCCAAAUUUCAGAAAGAUGAUCAAUGGAAUGUAGCAGCAGCUACAUGGUACGGAGAACCAGAGGGUGCUGGAUCUGAUGGGGGUGCUUGUGGAUAUGCUGACAGUGUGCAGAAACCUCCACUCUCUAAAAUGAUAUCAGCUGGAGGCUCUUCUCUCUUUAGGGGAGGCAGAGGAUGUGGAGCUUGUUAUCAGGUGAAAUGCAGAGAAAGCACAGCUUGUUCAGGAAAUCCAGUGAGUUUGAUGAUAACUGAUGAAUGCCCUGGCUGUCACUCAGCAUCAGUCCAUUUUGAUCUGAGUGGCACUGUAUUUGGUUCCAUGGCAACUCCAGGCAAAGAAAAUAGUCUUCGUAACGUUGGACAACUUCAAAUUCUAUACAGAAGGGUUGCAUGCUCCUUUGGGAACUCCAUAGCCUUUAGCGUGGACAAAGGAGCCAACCCAUACUAUUUUGCAACUGCAAUAGAAUAUGAAAAUGGGGAUGGUGACCUUGUGGAGGUUCAGCUGAAGCAAGCUAAUUCUGACACGUGGCUUCCGAUGCAACGUUCAUGGGGUUCAAGGUGGUCUUUGAACUUUGGUUCAAGGAUGCAACCACCGUUCUCCAUUAAGCUCACUGAAGAUGGCAACAAUAAAAGGAACACCAUUGUGGCUGAAAAUGUUAUUCCAUCUGGCUGGAAAGCUGGCCUUGUUUAUCGAUCUGUUGUUAAUUUUUAA